AUGAGAGACCAACUCCGCACCCGCUACGAGCUUCGUCAGGUCCAGUCAGACUCAAUGCCCUGGCAGCAAGUCCCGGGCAAGCAGGUGCUGUGGAUUGGCUGCUCGGAUAGUGAUUACGAUGAGCUGGAGACCCUGGGUCUCCAGGCCGAUCAGGUCUUGGAGUAUCGCAAUCUGGGAAAUAUGGUGAUCGACGACCUUUCUUGUCAGACCACGCUGGGCUAUGCAUUGGAGCAACUCAAGAUUCGGGAUAUUGUCGUAUGCGGGCAUUACGGCUGUCACAUUGUUCAGGGGAAGCCCAAUCCUUGCGUUCCGGAGCCUUGGAGUAGAGCCCUUGACAUGAUUCGUUCGGCGCACAAUCACGCUCUCGACCAAACCAGCGGUCAGGAACGGGACCGAGCCAUGGUCGAAUUGAACAUCCUCGGCCAGGUGCAGUCGUUGAGUCAAGCACAUGACCACGAUGUCCAGGUCUUUGGGGUGGUGUAUGACCGCACAUCGAAAACGGGAUAUCAGAUUACUGAGGCUGAUUGUUGA
Molecule: messenger RNA, 531 nt
Organism: Aspergillus aculeatus ATCC 16872
Lineage: Eukaryota; Fungi; Ascomycota; Eurotiomycetes; Eurotiales; Aspergillaceae
Product: putative carbonate dehydratase
Exons: 2
Coding region: 1-531 (176 amino acids)
Biological process (GO): cellular response to oxidative stress; cellular response to carbon dioxide
Cellular component (GO): cytoplasm
Molecular function (GO): carbonate dehydratase activity; zinc ion binding
Source: RefSeq, a predicted model, not a curated record